AGUUUCUCAAGCCGCGACGCUGGGCAGUCAGACGGCGGUGGCCCCGGGGAGGCGUCCGUGCGGGCUUCAGCUGCUGUCAGUUUCCUCCCGCUGCCGCUCUUGAUGCCUAGCCGGGUCGCUGCGUGAUGGCGCGGCGGAGCGGCGCUGUGCGGCUGGCGGCGGCCGCGUCUUGCGCUGAGGUGCGUCGGUGCCCGGCCUCCCGCGCCCCCGCGCGCCGCGCCUCCUGCUGACCGCCAGCCGGCCUGCCCGGGGUCCGCAUCGCGGCUGAGGAAACUUGAUAUAACUUCAGAAGAAGACUUGAUUCCUCGUCUCUGGAUUGGGUGUAUCCCAAGGCCAUCAGGAUGUCGGGAGCCUCGGUGAAGGUGGCUGUCCGAGUGCGGCCCUUCAACUCGCGGGAGACCAGCAAGGAGUCCAAGUGCAUCAUCCAGAUGCAGGGCAACUCCACCAGUAUUAUUAACCCAAAGAACCCAAAGGAAGCACCAAAGUCCUUCAGCUUUGACUACUCCUACUGGUCUCACACCUCGCCUGAAGACCCUUGCUUUGCAUCUCAAAACCGCGUGUACAAUGACAUUGGGAAGGAAAUGCUCCUGCAUGCCUUUGAGGGCUAUAAUGUCUGUAUUUUUGCCUAUGGGCAGACUGGUGCUGGGAAAUCCUACACAAUGAUGGGUAAACAGGAAGAAAGCCAGGCUGGCAUCAUUCCACAGUUGUGUGAAGAGCUCUUUGAGAAGAUCAAUGACAACUGUAAUGAAGAGAUGUCUUACUCUGUAGAGGUGAGCUACAUGGAAAUUUACUGUGAGAGAGUGCGAGAUUUGCUGAACCCCAAAAACAAGGGUAACUUACGUGUGCGCGAACACCCACUUCUCGGCCCCUACGUGGAAGACCUGUCGAAGCUGGCGGUCACUUCUUACACAGACAUAGCUGACCUCAUGGACGCUGGGAACAAAGCCAGGACAGUGGCAGCUACCAACAUGAAUGAAACAAGUAGCCGUUCCCAUGCUGUGUUUACUAUUGUUUUCACCCAGAAGAAACAUGACUCAGAGACCAACCUUUCCACUGAGAAGGUCAGUAAAAUCAGCUUGGUGGAUCUAGCAGGAAGUGAACGCGCUGAUUCAACUGGUGCCAAAGGAACUCGAUUAAAGGAAGGAGCAAAUAUUAACAAGUCUCUUACAACUUUGGGAAAAGUCAUUUCAGCCUUGGCAGAAGUGGAUAACUGCACCAGCAAGAGUAAGAAGAAGAAGAAAACUGAUUUCAUUCCUUACAGAGAUUCUGUACUUACAUGGCUUCUUCGAGAAAACCUAGGUGGCAAUUCUCGGACUGCCAUGGUUGCUGCUCUGAGCCCAGCAGAUAUCAACUAUGAUGAAACCCUGAGCACUCUGAGAUAUGCAGAUCGUGCGAAACAGAUUAAAUGUAAUGCUGUCAUCAAUGAGGACCCCAAUGCCAAACUGGUUCGUGAGUUAAAGGAGGAAGUAACACGGCUGAAGGACCUUCUUCGUGCUCAGGGCCUGGGAGACAUUAUUGACAUUGAUCCGUUGAUCGAUGAUUACUCUGGAAGUGGAGGCAAAUAUCUGAAAGAUUUUCAGAACAAUAAACAUAGAUACUUGCUUGCCUCUGAGAAUCAACGCCCUGGCAAUUUCUCCACAGCGUCCAUGGGGUCCCUCACUUCAUCUCCAUCUUCAUGCUCACUCAGUAGUCAGGUGGGCCUGACGUCCGUGAGCAGCAUUCAAGAGCGGAUCAUGUCUACACCUGGAGGAGAGGAAGCCAUUGAGCGUCUGAAGGAAUCAGAGAAGAUCAUUGCUGAAUUGAAUGAAACCUGGGAAGAGAAGCUUCGAAAAACAGAAGCCAUCAGAAUGGAGAGAGAGGCCUUGUUGGCUGAGAUGGGCGUAGCCAUUCGGGAAGAUGGAGGAACACUGGGGGUUUUCUCACCUAAAAAGACUCCACAUCUUGUUAACCUCAAUGAAGACCCACUGAUGUCUGAAUGCCUACUGUAUUACAUCAAAGAUGGAAUUACACGGGUUGGCCAAGCAGAUGCCGAGCGGCGCCAGGACAUCGUGCUGAGUGGGGCCCACAUUAAGGAGGAGCACUGCAUCUUCAGGAGCGAGAGAAACAACAGUGGGGAAGCUAUCGUGACUCUGGAGCCCUGUGAGCGCUCAGAAACCUACGUGAAUGGCAAGAGGGUAGCCCAGCCUGUUCAGCUCCGCUCAGGAAAUCGUAUCAUCAUGGGUAAAAACCAUGUUUUUCGUUUUAACCACCCGGAGCAAGCGCGGGCUGAGCGGGAGAAGACUCCUUCUGCUGAGACCCCCUCUGAGCCUGUGGACUGGACAUUUGCCCAGAGAGAGCUCCUAGAGAAACAAGGCAUCGAUAUGAAACAGGAGAUGGAGAAAAGACUACAGGAGAUGGAGAUCCUUUACAAAAAGGAAAAGGAGGAAGCAGAUCUUCUGUUGGAGCAGCAGAGACUGGACUAUGAGAGUAAAUUGCAGGCCUUGCAGAAGCAGGUGGAGACCCGAUCCCUGGCUGCAGAAACAACUGAAGAGGAAGAGGAGGAGGAAGAAGUUCCUUGGACACAACAUGAAUUUGACUUGGCGCAGUGGGCCUUCCGCAAAUGGAAGUCUCACCAGUUCACUUCGUUACGGGACCUGCUCUGGGGCAACGCCGUGUACCUGAAGGAGGCCAAUGCCAUCAGCGUGGAGCUGAAAAAGAAGGUGCAGUUUCAGUUCGUUCUGCUCACUGACACGCUGUACUCCCCGUUGCCGCCUGAGCUGCUUCCCACUGAGCUGGAGAAGACUCACGUGGAUAGGCCUUUCCCUCGCACAGUGGUGGCUGUGGAAGUCCAGGAUCUGAAGAAUGGAGCCACACAUUAUUGGUCUUUGGAGAAACUUAAGCAGAGGCUGGAUUUGAUGCGAGAGAUGUAUGAUAGGGCAGGGGAGAUGGCCUCCAAUGCCCAAGACGAAAGUGAAGCCACCAUGACCGGCAGUGAUCCAUUCUAUGACCGCUUCCAUUGGUUCAAGCUUGUGGGAAGCUCCCCCAUUUUCCACGGCUGUGUGAAUGAGCGCCUUGCCGACCGCACACCCUCCCCCACUUUUUCCACGGCUGACUCCGACAUCACUGAGCUGGCUGACGAGCAGCAAGAUGAGAUGGAGGAUUUUGAUGAUGAGGCAUUCGUGGAUGACACCGGCUCUGACGCAGGGACGGAGGAGGGAUCAGAUCUCUUCAGUGAUGGGCAUGACCCGUUUUACGACCGGUCCCCUUGGUUCAUUUUAGUGGGAAGGGCAUUUGUAUACCUGAGCAACCUGCUAUACCCGGUGCCCCUGAUCCACAGGGUGGCUGUCGUCAGCGAGAAGGGUGAGGUGCGGGGAUUUCUGCGCGUGGCAGUCCAGGCCAUUGCAGCGGAUGAAGAAGCUCCGGAUUAUGGGUCUGGAAUUCGACAGUCAGGAACGGCUAAGAUAUCUUUUGACAAUGAGUACUUUAAUCAGAAUGAUUUUUCUUCAGUUGCCAUGACUCGUUGUGGCCUGUCCUUGGAGGAGUUGAGGAUUGUAGAAGGGCAGGGUCAGAGUUCUGAGGUCGUCACUCCUCCAGAGGAAAUCAAUCGAAUGAAUGACCGGGAUCUGAAGUCAGGUACUUUGCUGGAUGGUAAGAUGGUGAUGGAAGGGUUUUCCGAAGAGAUUGGCAACCACCUAAAACUGGGCAGUGCCUUCACCUUCCGAGUAACGGUGUUGCAGGCCAGUGGGAUCCUCCCAGAGUAUGCGGAUAUCUUCUGUCAGUUCAACUUCUUGCAUCGUCAUGAUGAAGCAUUCUCCACUGAACCCCUCAAAAACAAUGGCAGAGGAAGUCCCCUGGGCUUUUACCAUGUGCAGAACAUUGCGGUAGAGGUCACAGAGUCAUUUGUGGACUAUAUCAAAACCAAGCCUAUUGUAUUUGAAGUCUUUGGGCAUUAUCAGCAGCACCCACUUCAUCUGCAAGGACAGGAGCUUAGCAGUCCGCCUCAGCCUUCUCGCCGAUUCUUCCCUCCGCCCAUGCCACUCUCCAAGCCAGUUCCAGCCACCAAGUUAAACACCAUGAGCAAAACCAGCCUCGGCCAGAGCAUGAGCAAGUAUGACCUCUUGGUUUGGUUUGAGAUCAGUGAACUGGAGCCAACAGGAGAGUACAUCCCGGCUGUGGUUGACCAUACUGCAGGCCUGCCCUGCCAGGGGACAUUUUUACUUCACCAGGGCAUCCAGCGGCGGAUCACAGUGACCAUCAUCCACGAGAAGGGGAGUGAGCUUCACUGGAAAGAUGUCCGGGAGCUGGUGGUCGGCCGCAUUAGAAAUAAGCCUGAGGUGGAUGAAGCUGCGAUCGACGCCAUCCUCUCCCUAAACAUCGUCUCUGCCAAGUACCUGAGGGCUUCGCACAGCUCCAGCAGGACCUUCUACCGCUUCGAGGCCGUGUGGGACAGCUCCCUGCACAACUCCCUUCUUCUGAACCGUGUGACACCCUACGGAGAGAAGAUCUACAUGACCCUGUCAGCCUACCUGGAGCUCGACCACUGCAUCCAGCCCGCGGUCAUCACCAAGGACGUGUGCAUGGUCUUCUAUUCCCGAGACGCCAAGAUCUCACCACCACGCUCUUUGCGCAGCCUCUUUGGUAGUGGUUACUCCAAGUCACCAGACUCGAACCGAGUCACUGGGAUUUAUGAACUCAGCUUAUGCAAAAUAGCAGACACAGGUAGUCCAGGCAUGCAGAGGCGGCGCAGGAAAGUGCUGGACACCUCGGUGGCCUACGUGCGCGGGGAAGAGAACCUGGCUGGCUGGCGGCCCCGCGGGGACAGCCUCAUCCUGGAACAUCAGUGGGAGCUGGACAAGCUGGAGCUGCUGCACGAGGUGGAGAAAACACGGCACUUCCUGCUGCUGCGAGAGAGACUUGGUGACAGCAUCCCCAAAUCCCUGAGUGACUCGCUGUCCCCCAGCCUCAGCAGUGGGACCCUCAGCACCUCCACCAGCAUCUCCUCUCAGAUCUCAACCACCACCUUUGAGAGCGCCAUCACCCCCAGCGAGAGCAGCGGCUAUGACUCAGCAGACAUCGAGAGCCUGGUGGACCGUGAGAAAGAGCUGGCCACCAAGUGCCUGCAGCUGCUCACCCACACUUUCAACCGAGAGCUCAGCCAGGUGCACGGCAGCAUCAGUGACUGCAAGCUGUCUGACAUCUCCCCAAUGGGACGGGACCCCUCUGUGUCCAGUUUCAGCAGUGCCACCCUCACCCCAUCCUCCACAUGCCCCUCUCUGGUCGACUCCAGGAGCAACUCUGUGGAUCAGAAGACCCCAGAAGCCAAUUCCCGGGCCUCCAGUCCCUGCACAGAGUUCGAACAGUUUCAGAUCGUCCCAGCUGUGGAGACGCCCUAUUUGGCCCGAGCAGGAAAACAUGAAUUUCUCAAUCUCGUUCCAGAUAUUGAAGAAAUCCGACCAGGCUCAGUGGUCUCUAAGAAAGGAUACCUGCAUUUCAAGGAGCCACUUUCCAGCAACUGGGCCAAGCAUUUCGUCGUGGUCCGUCGCCCGUACGUCUUCAUCUAUAAUAGUGACAAGGACCCAGUGGAACGUGGCAUCAUUAACCUGUCCACGGCCCAGGUGGAGUACAGUGAGGACCAGCAGGCUAUGGUAAAGACGCCCAACACCUUUGCCGUGUGCACAAAGCAUCGCGGGGUCCUUCUGCAGGCUCUCAAUGACAAAGACAUGAACGACUGGUUAUAUGCCUUCAACCCGCUCCUGGCUGGCACGAUACGGUCAAAGCUGGCCCGGAGAUGCCCGAGCCAGCCCAAGUACUGAGAUAAAGGAGGAGAUAAAGGAAGCGUUACCUCUCGUUCUCUCUGUGGUUCUUGAUGGCUGCUCUUGUAUGUAACCUGUGGCUUAACUACUUGCCCUCCUGUCAGGCACUUUUUCUACUCUCCUGUCCCCAUCCCUAUGGCUCUGUGCUCCUCUUUUUUCUUGUGCUGAGAAUCUUGUUAGUAGCAUGUGGCCUAACAAAAUGAAAACAGAUUUUUAAAACUCAGAAACAACCCCACACAUGAACACACGCCCCCCACCCCGCUCCCCGUGAGGCUAUCCACUGAAUUACUUCUUGGUGCGCUUUGGCUUCCUUUUGUGUGGUAGGUCCCCAUCAUGACCAUCACUGGUGUCUGUCAUCUUUGGAUACCUGUGUCUUUCAGGGUAGCUUUUUCUUGUUCUCUGUGACGUCACUUUAGUUUUCUUGGGUGGCUUAGAGACUGAGGAAGGCCAUUCUGGCCCUGUUGGAGCCCAGGCAAGAAACCCGCUUUUCUCCAGCUGUCUCCCUUUGCCACGGCACAGCCCUGCAUUCCCAUCAGGGACAAGGUUGAGGUGAACACAGGACAGUUACCGUCUGAGGCCCGUGACUCAUGGGAGGUAGUGACGGGGUUGUCCUAGAGCAAGAAGACAAGAGAGGCCUCCAGGAGGCCUAGGACAGUGGCUGCUGCUGGCCCAUGAGAAGUGUGGCACUGGCCUCGAGGACAGCGGUCAGAAGACACCUGUGCUUCCCUACAGCAGGGUCCCAUGAGAAAGGGGCUGCUCUCCAGAGGUCCUGGGGUCUCCUCCGGGCAUCGUUGAGGGUCCUGGCACCAUGCCACGUGCACAUGUGCCACGGGGGGUGCUUUGCUGCCAGUGGUGGCCUCAGUGAUCCUUGUUGACAUUAUGGUGGCUUGUGAGAGUGGUAACAACUCGCCUCCAUCAAAGAAACACAGCUUCCAGCAGAAACUUAGACGUCUCCUCUGCAUGCGGUGUCAGUUCCCAGUCACACCACCUCCAAGGCGCCAGGAAGCAAUGUGGCAGCCACCAAGCACGGGACAGAAACAGGCUGGCUGGGACCCUGCCCCGCCCCCCAGCGCUCUGCUUGUCGUCUGCUUCUCUCUCGUCCGUUUCCUCCAAGUGGCACGAAGAUGCUGCCCACGAAGGGAAGCGAGCUUGCUGCCACCACCAGGUCUUCUUUUCCUCCAGCAGACCGAGUCCUCUGGCCUGGGCCACCACAGAGGCCAGCUCUUCUGGCUGCAGUGUGUUCCACAGGGUGACCCGGCUGGGCCACUGCAGUCCCGUGCCUGGCUCUCAGUCCUCUCAUGCCACCUUGCCCUGCUGCCCUUCCCUGCUGCAUCACCGUCAGGAACACUGUGCUCCUCCAGCUCCAGGGGACCCAGGGCUCCUGGCCAUGCUGGGGACUGGGGCUGGGCUGCUCCCCUGUAGAGCUCCUGUGCCAUCCCUAAGGACAGAGGCAAAGGGAGCCCCUGGCAGCGGGGGACAGGGCAGUGCCGAGAGCUUCGUGUAGAAAGGGCUAAAUCAGCCGGCCCUGAGCUAAAAGUGAACAGCAGAAACUCUGGUGGAUUUUAUCUUUCUCCCCUUAAAAUGUAGGUCACCGACUGUAAUGUUUUCAUUUUCUGAGUGUAUGUGAGGUUUCUAAUGUAGCUAGCAGUCUCUGUUCUCUAAGACACACAGUGCCCCUCUGGCAUCUACUCAGAUCUGCUUCCAGGCAGCUUCCUGGGCUGGAACUAAAUCUAAGACUAAUAUCAGGGAAAUGAAGAUGGACUCAGAAGGUUACUUGUACAGUGAACUCACUGGUGUUGCUGCUGCUGCUAUGAAGUUGGACCUGGAGCCCGAGGGUCCAUGUCCGGCGGGGAGGUGGGGAGCCUGAGGGAGGAGAAACAGGCGAUGCCCCAAAACCACUUCUGUGCUUUCCUCUAAUGCAAAUGAAACUGGCUUGGAAAGUCUUUGCUUUGGGGGCAUGUGACAUCAGAAGGACCAGAGCUGGGCCAUGUUCUUGGCACCCACAGGCAGCGGGACUGUAAGGAGGCGACAUAAGUGGGUGUGCAGUCCUGCAGGGCCCCUGUGUGCUGCCCUCCCUGCACCCUGCACCCCAGGCCCGGUCACAUGGGCCAGAAGCAGUGUCAGGACUGAUGAUCCCAGCUCGCUUCCAGGCUCUGGGAUGGGACAGGAGGGGACAGGGUUCCCAGCAGGAACUGCAGGAGGUGCCAGCUGUAGCCAUGGUGGCAGGAAAGUGAAUAAACCUAACCUCUAAGGAAACCACCUUUGAAGGUAGUGUUUUACUAAUUCUUUUUCUUAACCCUAAACAAACAAGCAAAGAAACAAGAAACUCUUCUACAGAAGCGUUUCUUACAGAGAGAUGAGUGCUGGUUAACUCUACCAUCCCUUCCUUCUCUCUACUCCCACCCUCCUUUCUUUACUGAAAGCAGAAUGUGGUCUCGCAGGUGACCCCACGCCAGCACCCGUGGGAGUCUCUGUGCCCGCCGGGAGUCUGUCAGCUCUGCGGUGGGCUGUGUGGGGCCGGCCAGCCUCACGGCCAGGUAGCAUCCUCCCCAUUAGAAGCCCCCAUUAUCUGGCACCCCCCUUCCGCUACAUAGCUGUCCUAUUUUGGUUGGGUUUUGUAACUUAUUUAGAUGGAGGAAAGAAUGAGCCCAUCGUGAAAGUCUGGAAUCUAAAAUAGGAUGAGUUCUCCUGGCACAUAGUUCAAAGCAAAGACUUCAUUGCCUGCUGCUUGUCGCCUAAUUCCCAGGGCUAUGUAACUUCGAAGGUCUGAGUAUAGUUGCACAGCUGUCAUUAACUACACACUCCCUGGCCAGCAGAGGACGUGCUCACAUACUGCCCUGCCCAGCUCCCAGGGUGGGCUCGAGGGGCCGUCCCUGCCCUCCCCUGGGCUGGGCUCCCUUUCUGAAGUGGCACUGUGAACCUGCUCCUGAGGAAGAGAAGCCUCACUCUGCUGCUGCUCCUGGAAGGUUCGCUGAGGACACUGGAGAACCCGAGGGUGUGCGCCCCAGCUGGCCCCGUGUGGAGCACAUCAGAGGUCACCAGCCGAGAGAUGUGUUGCUGCUGCUGUUCAGAAGGCCAUUUAUGAACUUAGUACCUGAGCCCUAGAAAUCCGCAGGGACGCCCCGUCAGUGAAAGGAGCGAGUUGACGCAGAGCUUGCACCCAGAGCUGGGACGCCGCCCACUGGGGGCGCGCUUGCCCAGAUUGCGCUUGGCCCCGGGGCCUAGGAGCAUCACAGUGGCUACAGGGACAGGCUGUCCACCCCAAGGAUGGGCUGUAGCCAGCCUGGCUGCCAUGCGUUUGUCUUCCGUUCGUCCUUUUCCAUGCUGCGUGUCACCUUAGAACCCACCAGCCUUCUUGUGUCAAAGGCGUCAUCUUCGCCUCCGUGGAGCUGCAGUGCUUGUCUGUUGAGAUUCGCAUCUUGUCACCAUCCUCACAUGCUGUCACAAAACCCCAUGAAGCAUAAGUGGCCUUUCUGAACCAAGACUUUGCAGACUGAUCUCUCCCCAGUGAAGGAGUUGAGCACAUUAGCAACAAUGUACAUUAUUAAUUUUGGAUUUUCAUUUUCAUGUUUUAUUUUGUAAAUAAUCUCUGAUGUUUGGAGCUUGAGUAUACAGAAUGUAAAUACAGUUCUUGUAUUUGUACUAAUUCGGGUUCUUUUGCUGUAUAGCCUUUAGAUGCGCAACGCAGACAUUAUCUAACUGUGUAUGGUAACCUUGCAUCGCGGAGUUCUUAGUGAACGAGGUAAAAUAAUAAAGGUACAACCAGUGCA
This is a messenger RNA of Octodon degus (degu), 9562 nucleotides long. RefSeq names its product kinesin family member 1B (gene Kif1b). Gene Ontology annotation, molecular function: microtubule binding; ATP binding; microtubule motor activity. Lineage: Eukaryota; Metazoa; Chordata; Mammalia; Rodentia; Octodontidae. Gene Ontology annotation, biological process: microtubule-based movement. The record is from RefSeq and is a predicted model, not a curated record. The coding region runs from base 342 to 5792 and encodes 1816 amino acids. The transcript has 49 exons.